AUGCCUCAUAACGCUUUACUUAAAAUAUUAGCUCAAAGCACGAUGGAAUCAGAAAUUGAUGUUACAACAUCCCUUGAUUGGAGAUCAAUUGAUUUGUCCGAGCAAGCCAAAAAACUCUUCCUGCAAAAAAAGAUAAAACGGGGCAAUAAUAGUUCGGCUGAAGAAGGCAAUCGUCCAAAACGUGUCGCGUUCACAGCUCCAUUUGUCCGUUACAGGGAUAUUGAAGAAAUUGAAUAUGGCGAAGUUGGAAUGAUAUACAACGAACGAAACACCGAACCACUCAACAAUUUAGCGAAAUCAGAAGAUGAAUAUGAUUAUGAUUCUCCUGAUGAUGAGAAUGAUUUAAGAAGCGAUUUAACAUUGGAUAAAGAAAGCAGAGUUCAGCGACGAGUAGUUUCAUGUGAUGAAGCAAUACGCGGCGAAAAGUAUGGUAGUCUGUACAUUACUCAUGAUAUUCCGGGAAUUCCAAAUCAAAAAUUUAAUAAAAACGAUUUGUCCACAUAUGGGUAUGAUGAUCGAGAUUGGAAUGUUCAGGCUAUUUACAUGACUCGUAUUGAGAAGCAGAGGCUGGUUUUGUAUGAAGGUUGGGCUGUCGAUACCGCUUCGAUUUUAAGCGAAAAAGAGCUGAAAGUGACGGCAAAGAGAAGACUUGCCGAAUGCAAUUAUCGUCAUAAAAUGUACGAUCUACUCAAGAAGAAAAUGAAUUUGACCGAUGCAGAACUUCCGACCGCGAUUCGGAUGUCAAUAGAGCCAUUGAAUAAAUUUUGGAUAUAUGAAGAUGUGACGUUCUUCCAUAAUUUGAAACAUCAACAAAAGAAUUGGGCACCAAUUUAUUAUGUCUACACGACACACUUGGAAAAAUGUUCAUUUCCUUCGUUUGAGUAUGUCGUCGACAACUAUUAUAAGAAUGUGAACAUCAGAAUGGAGGAUUAUCAUCAUAUCAAUUACGUGAAAAAGAUUUACACUUGGGAUGAGGAAAUGGAAAAAACCAUUCAAAUUCUCCGUAAACGUCUUGAAGCGAGAUGCCCUUCACUGAGAUGUCGAUGCGCCGAUUUUGCCACGAAGAUAUUUGACAAAGGAGUAGAAUGUGGGCUAACACUUCGAAGAUUAAACUAUGAUAAAAAUGGACGUCUGAAUUUGCAAGAUAUGAAUCGCGAAGGCACUUCUUUUGCGCUUGAAUGUGGAAUUCAAUGUGGAUGUCCGCCAGAUUGUCCGACGAAGGCGAUGCAGAGAGGUCAAAAGUAUCCGCUGUUCGUUGUGUAUGAGAAGAAUGUUGAAGGAUUUGGAGUCCGAGCUGGCCACGCAUUCAAAAAAGGCGAAUUUAUUACCGAAUAUACCGGAGAGGUUAUGAAAGUAUUUGAAGGAAAAAAUAUAUCUCAUGUUUCGUAUCAAAUGCGAACUAUAGGAAUAACUAAUGCAAUUAUUGAUGCCUCCACACGCGGAAGUGUUUCUCGUUUUGUCAAUCAUAGUUGCGAUCCGAACGCGGUUUUCAUUGAAGUUGCAGUUCCCGAAAGUGAUUCGGAUUUAAUCAAACCACGAGUUGGAAUUUAUGCCAUCAAAGAUAUUUCAGUUGGUGAAGAGAUUUCUACGUCAUAUUAUUCUGAAGACGAACUUGAAAAUGCUCAAAAUGGAAAGAAAAUUAAGUGCAACUGCAACACAUCAAAAUGCCUUGGAUGGCUGCCGAAUAAAUACUAA
Molecule: messenger RNA, 1695 nt
Organism: Caenorhabditis bovis
Lineage: Eukaryota; Metazoa; Nematoda; Chromadorea; Rhabditida; Rhabditidae
Source: the annotation of a GenBank genome assembly